This is a messenger RNA of Syngnathus acus (greater pipefish), 12286 nucleotides long. Its product is annotated as TOX high mobility group box family member 2-like. Lineage: Eukaryota; Metazoa; Chordata; Actinopteri; Syngnathiformes; Syngnathidae. The transcript is spliced from 9 exons. The record is from RefSeq and is a predicted model, not a curated record. Gene Ontology annotation, molecular function: chromatin DNA binding. Gene Ontology annotation, biological process: regulation of transcription by RNA polymerase II. Gene Ontology annotation, cellular component: nucleus. Bases 7576 to 8769 code for a protein of 397 amino acids.
AUGUACAAAAUGUACUGUGUAUGUUGGGCAUGUAUGCAUAUAUGUAUGAAUGGAAGAGGCAGGGAUCUGGACAAACAUUCCCGGUUGUCUCAGCUUCCUGAGGUAUGUCCUGUGCAAACACAGCAGGCCCUGCUAUAAGCUCCAUGCCAAGGUUGUGAGGCUCUUUUACUCUUUUUUUUUUAAUGGAAUAUCCCUUACAAACAUAAUCGGCCCCAGUGUUUGCACUAUAGUUUGAAGGGAUAACACACACACAGAAGUUGAAUUGAUGCUCACCUUGUGAGCCACAGUGAAAUUCUUUCACCGCUGAGAGGGUGAAGUCUUUGUGAUCUGUCAAGAAUACUUCUUUAUUGUGUCUGACAUAUUUAGCAGGCUAAUAUAAUUGCCUGGGCAAGGUUGAAAUAGUAGCAGAGUCCGCGGGAGCCCACAGAACAACUCAGGGAAUCCAACUGUGGCUCCUUUUGGAGAGAUAAUGAUGCGCUUCAUGAUUGUUUACAAGGGCCGGAGAAGUGUUUGAGAAAAUCUGCCACAUGGAAGUUGUAAUACCGUGGCGUCAGCACUGUUAUUAUAGUGGGUUUAAAGCAUGGGAGUUGGCUUAAGCGCAAUUAUGGAAAGAGAAAGGAUCUUGAACAAGGUUAGUAAAAACGAAGUACAGGGCUCGGCGAGUGGAGAAUAUCAGAAAGUAAGAAAAAAAAGAAGAAGCUUUUUUUGGGUUGUCAAGCUUUAUACUUUCACAUGGCCAUGAGCAAUGCAGAUGAGUUAAGUGAUGACCUUGCAAAGAAAAGACACAGCAUUCUGGAAAUAAUGACAUAAGGUUAAUGUAGUCAUGCUUUCAGCGACUGUUUUAGGUCUUUUCAAGCUUCAGCAGCCUCCUAUCCCACUGCGAGGGUAGUUAACAGACAGGAAAGGGUAACUUGAGCUGAUCUUUUUAUAGUUUUGUUAAUAACACAGUAGACAGUUAAAAAAAAAUCUCUAGCCUAAAGCAGCACUUACUGGCACAACCCACCAGACCCAAGACAGCAUAUGUUUGUGUAUGCGUGUUUCAUGUGUGUGGGUUGCUGUAUUUCCCUAUGCACAUGUGCUUGUGUAUGAUGUGGAAUUGUAUCCCACACCACAAUGGAUGGUAUCAAUGCAGUGUACAGUGUAAUGUGUACGUAACGGAGAGUAAAAGUUACCCUGAGUGCAGUUCGUAACAUGAACCGGCUUCGCAGAUGCAAUAGAAUCCGCGCUAUGCUAAUGCUAAGUCAUUAACAGAAAAAAGAUUCAUCGGUAUUUUUUAUUCAGUUAUCGUAAAGAUUAAGGUUUUAACUGUUGCUCUCUCCCUGUCCUUUCUCAUUAACCCAAUACUACCAUGGAAACAGCAUAGUGACAAUGACCGACCUAUGUUUGUUCAAUAUGCUUAGGGGCUCAUAUUGUGCCUCAUGAAAAUUGCCUUGCAACAAGUGGUGUCAUUUGACCUGGAAAAGAAAUCGGCCGGACACACAUUGGUGGACAACAAACAGUCAAAUGCAACAUCAUUCUUUUGGUCAAAUGACACACAACUGUGUAUCAUCGAAUUGAAGAUUAAAAACAACUGUUCGUUUGUUUUUAAUUUUGUAUCUAUAUGCUGCAACACUUUUUUAAUGUUUGCCCUGGAUCUCUUCCUUGAAUGAAAAAAUACAAUAAAGUUUUGGGGAAUUUUGUUAUUUUCUGUCAAGUCAAGCCAAGGAACACACUUUUUUGUGUUUUCAUCCAAGGAAUACCAGUGCCUGUUUCUAUUUAACCGGCGCUACAUAAGACGGAGGCCACAUAGGCGUUGUCAGUGUCAUAGGCAGCAACAAAUGUUUGUGUGCCAGCAGUGCAAAGCAAGUGAAACUGAGAGAUGGUCAUGUUUUAUUAAGCCUGAUAAUACCGCCUAAUCUGUGGUUCGGGUUACACAGUGCUUUUGUGGGUAAUUAGAGAUCAUGUCAUUUUCCUGGCCUGCUGAAAAAGUGCACUCCACCCUAAUCCCCAGCCGCCGCCCCAUCUCCGCCUUUUCUCCCUGCACCUCCCUCCCUCACUCGUUCUGUCACUCGCACAAGCCCCUCCUCAUGCUUCCUCGUGAGCUGGUUUCCUGUCAACAAAGCACGUGUACACACGUAAACAAACAUAAUUCAGGUAGUUAAUUCAAUCAUAUACCCUGUAUACCCUUACAGUGUGUUACCGCGCUCAGAAUUCUGUCAAAGGACGUUGGUGGCCAUUGUGCUGUGUGGAAUUUGUCAGAAGAAUGAUUUAGGUCGGGCUGGCAAGUGCGCCAGGUUUACUAUGACCAUUGGCACUUGAUACAGAGCACACAUAGCCUUGGAUUUUAUGUAGACCUGAGAAGUAUACUACGAAGCGAGAUUAAUGGCUUGGCGAGCUGCGUUGAGUCUAAAGCCAGGAUUUUCAGUGUUAUGAAGGUGGCUCCCUUUUAACCUGGCUAGAUUACCAUGGUAAUUUGGUAACAACUCUUAACCUGGUAAAUCAACAGUAUCUUUGAUGGUUGCAGUCAAGUUAAGCAAACAAUGUUGCCUCCGUUGUUUCAAAAUGCAAUCCAUAGAUGAUUAAUCAACAAAAAUCAAUUCUUCUUCCAACCCCUUGUACAAAGUAUACUAAGCCCCCCCUAAAACGUAACUAGGUAUACCGGGUUAAAGCGACGCGUCUGCAGAUUGUUGUGAGUUAUUGAUUUAACAAUGUUUAUUAUUCUGAAUGUCAUUUUCCAUGGUGUGGUGCAGGAUUGCACUGCAUCCUACUACAUUAGUUAACCUUAAUUAGCUACUCGAUGAGGGCAAAUUAUGAAUCAGCUCUCAGUAGAAAGAAGUGCACUAUAUCACUUCAAACUUCAAACACAAUUAAACAUGAUUAGAUUAUUUUCUUGUUUCUUCUAAAUCGUUUGGAUCUGUUUGUUAGAUACUGAUUUGUACAGCAUCAUUUUCUUUUAUGUUAUUGUAGGGCUGCUUUUAUUGAUUAUUUUAAUUUUACUAAUCUGUCUGUUCUUAUCUGCUGAUUAAUCCAUGAAGCUGCUAAAAAAUGUAUUCGUCUGUACGUAUAUUCAAAAACAGGACGUUAUUUUAAAUUUCAAUAAAAAUCAUGUACAACAAUAAAUUCAUUAAAGAUUCAGGUUCUAGUUUCGUCUGUGAGGAAAAAAAGAACAAGGUGAUUCAUGAAUAAUAGAUUAUCAAAAUAUUGCUCAAUUAAUUGAUAAACGAUUAGUUAUCAAUUAUUCAAAUAAUCAUUUCCACUCCUAUGUUAUGCCUCAGCUUCAAAAUGGGGAAAUUAAUGAAAGAUUGUUUCAUCAAAUCAGACAAAACAAAGAAUCCAGAAGGCUUCAUUUAAAAGUGAGACGUUAGGGAAAACUGCAUCGAGUUAUCAACAUAAUGUUUUAUGGCUCCUAUGGAUUUAGUACAUUUGGUUGGCAAUGGUUACCAAAUUAUCAGCUUUAUUCAUGACGUCUUAUCACAUCCACUCACACUGUUCAUAUUGCACCACACGAAACUUUAUUAACCUCCUCAAUUGUUCUAUAGGCACCAGAGGAAAUCUCGUAAAUUAUUAUUUUAUUAAACACAUAUUGUAUUAAAAUGCUAAUUAUUUGUAUAUAGAUUUGUCUCGUAUUAUCACCCUUAGUAAUACAUAAAGGAAUAUAAAAUACCCAACCCAAUAUACUGUAUCCUACCGUAGCUAUGUCUUGACUGAGUCUCAUUACGCUUAACGGCAACAUAGUAUCUGUCAUGGAGAUAAUGAAUGGAACUUGAUUUUGACAAGGAAAUUCCAAAUGAUGGAAUAUUGGUUCUCUUUUUGGGGUGCAUGGCUGUUUAGAACGAACUAAGCAAGAAAACAGUAGCUAAGGGGAUUUCUAAUUCCCUCUCAUGGUCGAUUCUCCUUAUUUGAUUGGUCCUCUUUUUGCGCAUUCAGAAACACAAAUCGUACACUUGAACCUACUAAUAGUUUUCAUUUGAAAUAAGCACGUGUGUCUGGCUUUAAAUGACUUGAACAUAUAUUUUCAUAUUAGGGUGACAGAAAUUAGCACAUGAUUCUGUUAUUUACCUUUGUCUGACUGUAAUGUCAUAGGCAGUAUUAUGCUGCAAUUUCUUUUGCAAUUAAUUCAUAUCAAUGAAAGCUUGUGUUCAAAUCCACACAUCUUUUUGGACCAGUGCAUGAGGUGCAAUAGCGGCAUGAGGAAGCUAAGAGAAUAAUGAUAAUCUCAAAUUGCCCAAUUAGAGUGUUAAAUUUUGAACCCGACAGGACCCUCCCUGCACACGCACUCAUACACAUACACGUAUGAAGCAUAUAACUUCCAGGCAUUUCAUUUCCUCUCCUACUAUGACAACAUCACAAUAUAAUAGGACAUGGUGUCACGUGACACCAGCAACAUGGAACAAUGAAAUCACUCUCUGUGCAUCUCUGUUUUGAAGGGCAAACUGGGUAGUCAUAGUUACAUAAACUAAAAUUGCGUCAAAUAUCCCCCCCAAAUGUACUUUGUGUCCUUGAAACGAAUAGAUGAGUUUGUUAUUUGUCUUCUGCCGAGAUUUUUUUGAUAGCAUUGAUAGCUCUUUUUUUGUCCAUGAUUGCAUAUACGUAAUGCUGAGUCUGAUAAGACGGGAGUUUUUGAAAAUGAGGAUUUUAUUUAAAAUUCAUGAAAGCAUUAUUUAAACUUGACUGUCAGUGUUAAUUCAAUGUGGCUACAGAUAGCAUGUCAGGCUGACAUUAGGGAUCAAGUUUGGACUCACUAUUUGACCUUUCAUUAGUUUGUCAUCGUUUGGGUUAUAUUAUCAGCACUCUUGUCCGACAAUAAGGGACUGGAUGAAAGUUGUGUCUGCCAAUCAGAUCAGCAAGUCAUUGAGUUCAUGAGAGCAGCCAUUGGCUUUUGUUAAAGUCAGCUGCUAGAAGACUAUUGUAGAACCUCCCUUUUUAUCAGAAGUAUUGUCUACUUCUGAUAAAACAGUUUCUGUGGCAACAUCCAUUAAUUUAUGGCGAGUGGCUACCUUUCCCUACAAGCUACUAAUUUUCUAUUUGUUUGGCUCUUUAUUAAAAAUGAGUUUUUAUAAACAUGUAGGCUUUGUGUUUAUAUUAUAGUGAUGAUGGCUUUUGCGUCCAUAACAAACAUUUGUGGGAUGGACUCUUUUGGUUCAACAAGUACAAUAAGUUAGUUAAUAAUAUUUCUAAAGGUUACUCUUUCACCUUUGACCCAUGUUUAGUUCGCUUCCUUUUUUUGUAUAGUCACCGUGUGCUCCUCCGUGGCGCACUUUCCAGAUGAGCCUGUAAUUAAGUCGUUUCGGCGCCUUGAGAAGCACUCUGUCGUGCGCCGAGCUGAGACCAAUCUGCCACUAAUUGUCUCUAGUUUUAAUUUCUAAUGGAAUUAGGGCCGUAGGGAACGCAGCGUAAUGAGAUGCACUUACUGAGAAUGCGUGCACUCUGUUAUCUGUUUACUGUAACUGAUUUAGCCCCAGUGGAUAGGGAAACAAGAGUGAGUAGAGCAAGAUGUUCCAUACUGAUCUUUUAAACUUGUUUCUGUUUAUUUCACAAAGCCCUCAGAGGAUGCCUGCACCUCUCCAAACUGCAUAUUCACACACGAUGGAUGAUAAAUGUGCCAUCAAAUGCCUCAGCUGUAUAGUGACAAUGGAUUUGGAUUAAGAUUAAAUGGAGGAAUAGCCUCUCUUACAAAGUGUGUGACAACGGGAAUCCUUUCCGACGGCUUUUGGCCUUGGCGUCAAAGUUAGUGCUCGGUAAGCGUGGUUAGGGGCUGGCAAUGGGAUGGCUGUUUACAUAGCCUUGGGAGUGUUUGUGUCUUGAUUUCGAGUCCAGACAUUUCAACAUCCAAAUAAAUCACCUUAGACUUGUAAACAGACAAGUAAACCUCUAACAGAAGAGAUGCACCAGCUGUGCUUAUGUUUGAAUUCUAUUUGUCAGUGUUAAAGUUGAGCUUUUUUAGAAAUUGUUAUUCCGGGUUAAACAAGUCAAAGGUCAUUAUGCACAUUUGAAUGGAGUGGAUUUUUGAGGAACGUUUUGCAACACUUGUUUCAAAAGAGGACCAGCCUCAACAAGAGGCGUUAAAAACACAGGAACAUUUGGCAUUGAAAGAUUUAGAGAAUAACAAGUUCUUAGAAAUAUUACAAAGUAGUAGAACUCUAGUGGUCAAAUGAUAAUGUGGCUUGUGUUUACUUAAUUUAUUUCUACACUCGUAAGAUUUGUUUUUAAUGAGCUGCAUGAGCAAAUCCUGUUUGCAUUCCGUGCACAGCGCAAGUAAGUUAUAGCGCAAAACGCAGUCAGGUUUUUUCCCGGCCUUUUUGUAAACUUAUACAGGUAGAAGAGAGUGUUUGUGCCAUUGUGCUCGUUAUGGGACACAGCCAACUCCCAGCCAAUCAAAGCGAUUCACCCCUUUCCCUCAGCGUAGAGAUGGUUGUGUGCGUGACAAGGCAUGUAGAAGCAGGGAAUUGACACGUGCAAAAUACAUUCAUAAGCAACUGCAAGAGGAGCUCCACUUGCGGAUGAUGUAAAGUUGGCCGCUGUGGAUGGGUACUUGGAGAUCACCUUCUACCCACGAUCGUGUGUCCGUGUGUGGAAAAUGAAUAAAAUACAAGGACGUUCACCUGCCUGGACCUUGUUAAAGCCACCAAAAUCGUUUUACAUCUCCUGUGCCACAAGUUAGACCUGCUUUUAGGUGGUCUAAAAUGUAGUCUAGUCUUUGGUCACCAAAUAGCCAGAUGUGGCCGGGGCGUGCAAUAGAAUAUGCUGUCUACCAAAUUUGCAAACAUGUUAAACCACUCUUGCUCCUGCACGAAAAUAAAGAUACGGUAAAGAUGCGUUAUGCUGAGCGCACAGGAACUUGUCUAUGAAAAUAGGACAACAGUGUUUUUUAAUUGUUAUUGUUUUUACAUUUUCAUAGUAGCAAUGGUUAACAUAUGUUUACAGUUUAGUUUAGUCACUCUUACUUAAAAUGAUCUUGAAUUUGCAAGUUCAAGUGUGGUGAAAAUAUUGAUGAUUCAUGUACCUUUUAUCUCCUUUGCAUCUGUUAUGUGUGCUUUUAUCACCUUUACACAGUCCUGUCCCCUUUAGAUCUGUUUAUAUUAAUGACUCGCAUACAGACACAAGUGAUUUACAAGCACCAAAAGUAGAAAACAAAAAUCUGCCCAAAGACAAAUGACUGUAUGAAUCUUUCAAACACUUUAGUGACUUCACUGUAAUUUUUCUACCUUAUCGCUUCUGAGUGCAGUUUGCUUUUGCGACUGGCUCAAGGCCCUUCCUCUUAUUGUUUCAAUAUGUCAGAGCAUUGUUUGAAUGAGGUCACCCAUUACCGAUCUGGCCCGAGGCCAGCUUGACUUCAGCUGAUUUAAUUGAAUCUCCAACAUGAGUCAAACUCAAACAAGCAGAGACUGCCUAGCCAUGACAGUCUCAUUACUCCACAUUAAGAACUCAUUUCACAAUGCAUUGUGACUCUGGCCAUGACAAAUGGUGAAAGGAGAUGAAAUCAAAUAAGCCCGGUACAGUGUGGGUGAGCGAGGGGUCAGGCUCCACUCUGCCCCCCCUCCAGGCAUCAGUCCAGCUAGGAAAAGACUGCCCACUGCUGUGUUUGAUGGUGACAACAUGUACAUGAAUGACAAUAACCAAGAGUUUCGGUCACCAAACCAGAGCUAUUCCAGUCAGGGCAGAGGCAGCAAUGGUGGUGGAGGAGGAGCAGGCGAUGAGGACUACGAGAUCCCCCCAAUCACGCCCCCCAAUCACGCUGACCCUUCUCUGCUGCACCUCAUGGAGCAUGAGUCAGGGUACCCCUUUCACUCCUUGCCUCACAAUGGCCUGCUCAACACCUACUCCUACCCCGAGCUGCCCGCCCUUAUGAUGUCCAACAUGCUGGGUCAGGAAACCCACAUCCUCUCGGGGCCUAUGCACUCAAUAAGCAACGACAAGCGGUCCUCGGCAGAAAUGAUGAAGCCCAAACCCAAACCGCAAAAGAAGAAGAAGAAGAAAGAUCCCAACGAGCCGCAGAAACCAGUGUCGGCCUACGCGCUCUUCUUUCGAGAUACCCAGGCAGCCAUUAAGGGUCAGAACCCCAACGCCACCUUUGGAGACGUCUCCAAGAUUGUGGCCUCCAUGUGGGACAGCCUAGGAGAAGAACAGAAGCAGGGUUACAAGAGAAAAACUGAGGCGGCAAAGAAGGAGUACCUGAAAGCCUUGGCGGCGUACAGAGCCAGUCUGGUUUCCAAGACAUAUAAUGAUCCAGAGCCAAAAAGUGCCCAGCAGACAAGCCAGCCCUCCCACCUGCUGCCCCCAAAGCAGCCCCUGUAUAGUCCUCAGCCCUCGUCACCCUACCUGGGCCCAUCGGGCUCCUUCCCCCUGUCGGACCUCCAGAGCUACGCGGGGCCGCCGCGCCACAGCCUGGCCUCCACUCUCAGCCAAUCGCAGAUGCUGCCACCCAGCAUGAGUGCCUCGCCACCUGCUCCCUUCCAAAUCAGCCCUCCCUUGCAUCCCCAUGCCCAGCUCUCCCUGCACCAGAGCUCCCUGCUCAACCAGCCAAUCCGCAUGCAGCAGUCACAGCCAAUCAUCUCACACCAAAUGGGACUCCAGGCCCCUUUGCAUUCCCCACCUCUCAGCCAACAGGGGUUUUCCCAUAUUCAGGCUGAGUACCAGAACAGUGUGGGUGGCUCACAGUCUCCAGGGGCCCCGAACCCAGUGCAUGGCCAGAACCCAGACUGGGAUAGUGAAUACUGCAACAGGGAUUGUGGACCCAACCCCUGCAGCAGUGGCAUGGGAGCUCGGGACAAGCCUCUCUACCUCACUUGAAGUUGAAAGACCUCCACACGUGUGACUCCAGGGAGAUUUCCAACCUAAAAUCAUCAAUAUAUCUGCUUCGACACCGUUUUGCUUUUUUCUUCUUCUUCGUCUUCUACCGGAUUUUAGAAAUCCCAAAGACUGCUCCAGCAUCUUCACCUAUUCGCCAAGCACUUAGAUCAGCCACAUGCCCGAGGCACUUUUUUCUCUCGCACUCUGUCUCUCUCUUUCUCUCUCACUCUCUUGCUCUCUCUCAUCAGUGAACUUUUCUUUUUUUUUUUUUUUUUUGCGGGGGCAGUGAGCUAUGAGCUUCUGCCAGCAUACUGGAGAGAAAGACAAAACAAAUCUCAUUUUGUUUUGAAUUUUCUAGAGAUGCUCUCCCUUUGCCUCCUCAUCGGUGGAGUUGACAUGCUCAAAGCAUCCUCAAAGAGUAAGGCUCUCCAAAUUAGUCGCCUCAACAGGGGGUGCAUGUACUUCAGGACAUUUUCAAGCUGGUCGCAAACACAAGACGUUUGCAAAACCCAUCUUUGCUCCUAAUGAAGGACUCUCUAAUUUCCUUAUUUCUCACAGAGAUUGUAAAUACCACCAAAAAACAGAUCCUUCUUAUGUGUGUAUUUUCAGCAGCAGCCCCUUGCUGUCUUGAGUUUCUUUUCAUUGAAUUAUGUGGUGAGGGAAUACACACACUAAAAAAAACGUGUUACAAGCAAGAGAGGAGGAGGAGGAGACCCAAAAAAAAAACCAAUCGCCAUCUCCCUGAAGAUCGUAGGUAGCGUCGACUCUCGUCACGCGACCUCAGGAUGUUGCCGAAAUACAGAGGUGGAAGAUUUUAAACCCUUUUGAUCCUCCUCCACCUUCCUUUUUUCCCAACACCACUUGUACAGGUGAAUUAAACAAAAAAAGAAGCUAAAUGUGAAAUGUUAACUAAAGAAAACAAACAGUGGGGUUUUGAAGUUUUGACUAGUUUUAUUAGGUGUUUUAGAAUUGUGUUCAACUCAUCUUUAUUAUCUUUUGUGAAGAAUUUUAAAUAAGAUUUUUUGGUUUUCACUGUAGCAGGAUUUAAGAGGAACGGACAUCGGGGUAUAUAAUUCAAUUUUUUGUAUAAAGCCUGCCAAAUGUACUUCUUUGUCACCCCAGAGACCCAUUUUGUUUUGAUGAAUAUUGGUUUUACAAAAAAGCUCAUUAUAUAUCAUUUAGUUAGAAGGUUUCACAUUGGUUUAUGAAUAAUAAAGAAGUAACAUGCUGGCUUUUUUCAUCAGGGUGUAUCAUUAUUAUUUUUAUUAUUAUUAUUUUCAUCACUAUAUUAUAAACGUGUUAGGUUUAUAAUAAAUAUAAAUAAGUAACAUGCUAGCUUUUUUCAUCCGGGUGCAUUAUUAUUAUUAUUAUUACUACUAGUAUUGUAAUCAUCAUUAUAUCAUAACACGGGUUUUAAAGUUAUUUUCAGAAAUUGUUGGUACAAUACCACUGGACCAGCAUUGGGUUCAUUUUAUGUCACAGAUAUUCCUUUGUUUUCUUUUUUGUCUGUAAUAAAAUGUCUAAAGUAUUUGGGGCAACUCUGUUGGUGUCUUUGCAUCCCAACAUAUACAUUUCAAAAAUUAGUGUACACAGCAACAGUUAGACUAUGACCAUUUUCUCAGUUGCUAUGGUGCAUUUCUUGAAAGAUUCUCAAAAUUUGCUCAGCAGUAAAUGCAGUUCUUAAAACAAUUUGUACAACUAACAAAAUCUCACAGAUCCCAUGGAUCCCUUGCAAAUGUUUCUUUCUUUCUCAUAUUACUAAAUUCAUCUCUCAAAACCAAACAUCUGUGUCAUUGAACAUGUCAGUAAGUCUUUGUGUUACUGUUUAGGGAUGAGGCUGUCAAGUAGCUUAGUCAUGCUGUCAAUAUUACAGUGAGUUUUGCUUGGAUGUUCUGAUGUAAAAGUGUGGCUUAAGAUGACUAUUUUUCUGAAUUGUAACUUACAUCUUCGUGUAUGCGGAAGAUUGCAAGAGUGGUCAGGAUUCACACUGAUACUUUUAGUUUGUCCUUCAAUUUGAUGACAAACCAUCUCAUAGUGAGGAAAUGACAGCACUAAGUAAAAAACAAAAAGUACAAGUAAAAAAUAAAAAGCAAAAGUACAAACAUGAACAUAGCGCUGUCUACCUGGGGGAAAUUGUAUGUUUGUUUGGUUUAAGAUGUUAUCUAACCAAUAUGACAUAAGCAAUUGAUAAUGUCAGAGACUCAAGACAGUUGUACACAAUAAUAUCUGUAAAACCAUUUGCAUUUUGUUCAGAUAAAUGAGAUAUUUAUUUUUCAAGUGGACAAAUGACACUAUGACAUGAAAAUUGAACAAGUUAUUUUGACAAUCUCAAUUCUGAUCAAGAAAUGUACCAAAGCGACUGAAGGAAAUUGUUAGUCGAUUCUUACUGGCGUGGAUGUGUGAAUGUUUUGUCCCAUGGAUUGUUAGCUAUAGUAAGAUGGUGUAGCAUUUUUGAUGCAGUUUUGCUUCCAACCCAUCAGAAAUAAUCAAUAUCAUACCAAACAACAUUUCUCUGCCCACUGGUCAUUUUUGUUUUUGAUUAAAGUGAGAUGAUGAAACUCGUAGUUAAUGCAGCCUUUCACAGAACCACCUGAGGAGAAAAACAUAAAACACUCACACACACAUUGCCUUUUACUUUUGAAUUUCACAGUUGGAUUAAAAAUCGAAUAGAAAUGUAAUCUCUCUCGCUUGCUCACUCUCGUUCUCCCUCUCUGUUGAUGAUGGACAGGCAGUGCCCCCUACAGUUGAUUUGAAAAUAGCAAAUAAAUAAAUAAUGUUUGAGAAAAUCAAGACAAAAAUGUAAAUUGUAAUCGUAUAAGUAGAUGUAAUGCAUUAUUUUUAUAUUCCAUUAUUUUUUUCACUUCUCUCGUAAAUCAUUUGCAACAGUUUUUCACGGGUUAGAAAAAAGUAUCGCAAAUAUACUUAAAAGGGAUAUUCAUGAUUACAACUACUUUUCAUUUUUUUAUGGAUGAAGUCGAAUGUGCUUUAAUGGCCAAAAAACAAAAUGAGAAGGAUAAAAAUGUUUAUAUAGCGCACAGCACAUAGUGAAAUGACUGCACAAGGACAGCAAAAUUGUCACGUUCUUCUAUCGCCAUCUACUGGUAAAAUAGUGCGUAGCAUGAAACGAACAUUUAAUUGGCCUGAAAGUGUUUGUGCCGUGAAAAAAAAGAGUUUCCUUUAAAACCCAUAUCGCCAUCUGCCGGUAAACCAAUGCGUGGCGUAUAAGGAAUGGCUGGAUUUAGUUUAGAAUGCUUUGGCACGACCUGCUGGUGAAAUGGAGGCCAAACAAUAGAUACACGCUGGACUGGUUGCCAUUCACGCUCACCCAAAUAACGUCCGGUGGAGAACAUGACUGGUGACGCACUGACUCCUCUGGAGUCGGAGAAACUUAGUCUAUCUCAAUUUUGACCUAUAAAAAAGAUACAUUUCUUUGAAGCACUAUAAUUUAAUUCCCUUUGGACCAAACAAAAUGAAUAAAAUAGUUGUUUCAAAAUAAAAAUAGGUGCAAAUGUAUUAA